Ipomoea nil (Japanese morning glory) is the source of this 2536-nucleotide messenger RNA. Its product is annotated as subtilisin-like protease SBT1.4. NCBI's taxonomy places the organism in Eukaryota, Viridiplantae, Streptophyta, Magnoliopsida, Solanales, Convolvulaceae. The record is from RefSeq and is a predicted model, not a curated record. Gene Ontology annotation, biological process: proteolysis. Gene Ontology annotation, molecular function: serine-type endopeptidase activity. The transcript has a single exon. Bases 197 to 2536 code for a protein of 779 amino acids.
CUUCUUAGCAUGAAAAUGUUUAGAAACUGAGGUGAUUCAUCAUGGUCCCGUAAUAGCAAUAGCAAUUGAAUAAGCCAGGCCAGCUGGCUUUGCACCUACUACAAUAAUUAGCGAAUUCGCCAUUAUAUAUAUCCACAGUCACUGGCUCAUCAUCAUCAUCAAAUCAUCAAUAUACAUGCAUGCAUAAUAUAAUAUAAUGGCUGCACUUCUCGCUCCAACCUCCUUUCUCUUCAUACUCUUCUUAUGUCUCCUUUCAGUCUGCAGGGUUUCGGUUUCUUCAUUGGAGGAACCCAAGAGCUUCAUCGUUUUCAUGUCGAAAUUUGAGAAGCCUCAGCUUUUCUCUACCCAUCAUGACUGGUAUUCAUCCAUUAUCCAUACACUCUCUCCUCUCUCUAACCACUCAAGAUCAUCCGAGCUCUUGUACACCUAUGAACAUGUUGCCCAUGGUUUUUCUGCAAGCCUGACUCCUUCCCAAGCGUCUGAACUAGAAAACGUUCCGGGUGUGAUCUCUGUCCUUCGGGAUGACCUCCUCGAGCUCCAAACCACUAGGACUCCUCAAUUCUUAGGCUUAAGUAGUUCUGCCGCAUCUAGUCUCUGGCCUAGCUCUGAUUACGGAGCUGAAAUUAUAGUCGGUGUUCUGGACAGUGGAAUCUGGCCCCAAAGGUCUAGCUUCUCCGACCAGGGUCUAUCCCCCGUUCCUAACGACUGGAGGAACAAGUGCGAGGUUGGUCCACAGUUUCCGGCGACUUCGUGUAAUCGGAAAAUCAUUGGUGCUCGUGCUUAUUACAGAGGUUACGAAGCUGUUACUGGAAGGCCAAUAGUUGAUGAACCUAAAUCAGCGAUAGAUAUGACCGGGCAUGGCACACAUGUUGCCUCUACUGCAGCUGGAUCUGCUGUUGCGAACGCUAACCUUUUCGGAUACGCUCAGGGUGAAGCCAGAGGCAUAGCCACAAAAGCAAGAAUUGCAGUUUACAAAGUUUGCUGGCUGGGAACGUGUACCUAUGCUGAUAUUCUUUCUGGGAUGGAUCAAGCUGUUGCAGACGGUGUGCAUGUGCUUUCGCUUUCCAUUGGUCUUAAAAAUAAAGAAGGCUUCGCUAAGCCGUACAAUGAGGAUCCCAUUGCAAUUGGAGCUUUUGGUGCGGUGCAGAAAGGUGUGAUCGUCUCCUGCGGUGCUGGAAAUAGUGGCCCCGAUCCAUAUACUGCCAUCAAUAUUGCGCCAUGGAUUUUGACGGUGGGUGCUUCCACUAUUGAUAGGGAAUUCCCGGCUGUGGUGACACUAGGGAAUGGCAGGACCUUCACUGGCACCUCCUUAUACUUUGGCAUACAACCAAGCCCAAACCAAGUUUCAAUGGUGUACGGUCGUCGCGCCAACAGCCGUUACUGUCUUCCCGGACAACUUGACGCUUCAAAAGUCAGGGGCAAGAUCGUGUACUGUAAGCAACUAGCCAAUAUUACCAUUGUUGAUCAAGGAUUUGCUGUAAAACAGUCUGGUGGCGUGGGAAUGAUCAUUUCUAACGUGCGUCAUCAAGGCUACGAGCUUGUCGCCAAUGCUGAUAUGAUUCCCACGGCAGUGGUUACCGCAGCCGACGGAGAUAUAAUCUAUGAUUAUGUAAAGAACACUAAAUCGGCAACUGCCAGGAUUGUAUUUAGGGGAACAGUAACCGGAAAUUCUCCGUCUGCACCGCGUGUGGCUGCUUUCUCAAGCCGGGGACCCAAUUUCUUGACUCCUGAAAUUCUCAAACCAGAUGUGAUUGCGCCAGGAGUUAACAUUCUAGCGGCCUGGACUGGUGCAAUAGCGCCCUCCGAAAGCACCAAGGAUAAUAGAAGAACGGAGUUCAAUAUUAUGUCCGGCACCUCCAUGGCAUGUCCUCACGUCAGUGGAUUGGCCGCCAUGCUUAGAAAGCUCUAUCCAAGUUGGAGCCCCGCUGCCAUCAAGUCUGCGCUCAUGACAACUACUUACACUCUGGAUAAUUCCGGGAGGAGUACUCUCAUAGAUCUUUAUACUGGUUACCCAUCCACCCCCCAUGCUCAUGGAUCUGGACACGUUGAUCCAACCAACGCAGCAGAUCCGGGUCUGGUCUAUGAUACCGGAGUUAAUGAUUAUGUGGAUUUUCUAUGUACCAUUGGGUAUGAUAGCCAGAAAAUUGCCCUGUUCUUGCGGAAUUCUCCUCUGGUGGAUUGCAGAAAUCGGAAUUUGGGUAAUCCAGGCGCGCUAAAUUACCCUUCCUUUGCAGUUGUUUUCAAAAACAAUCUCCAAACCAUAACAUACAAAAGAACUGUUAAAAACGUAGGGAAGGUGAAGAAUGUUGCUUAUCAGGUAACAGUGCGUACGCCCUCAAAUGUUCGUGUGAAUGUGUCACCGAGUAGGCUGGUGUUUAGUGACAGAAUCGAUAAACUAUCUUAUGAGGUAACUUUUCAAAGCGUUCCGCAAUUUGCUGAUCCUUCAUUCGGUUCUUUAAGCUGGAGUGAUGGGACACAUCUUGUUACUAGUCCAAUAGCUGUAAUUUGGGAAGCACGUUCGGUCUCUGAUCUCUAA